CAGCCCGGGUGAGACGGCAACCCAUUAUCAGAUGAGAGAGAAAAGCCACUGGCCGAGCUCCGGGAGCCAGGCUCAUUCUCAGCCAACUCCCUUGCUGAACGUCAAGUUCACAAAUGGCAACAACAGACAAGCUCACUCCGGAGCUGUGAAGCAUCAAGACAAAUUAGGAUAGCUGAGCAUGGGAAAGACAUGAAUAUUGUCCAGACCAGGAGAAGAACCAAACACCUCCAUUGUUGCUGCCAAGACUCUUAUUUCUUACCUCUGAUAACUUUAGCUGAGUCCAGACCCCACCCUCCUCCUUCCGGACAAAUCUCAUUAGGAUAGCUUUUCAUCAACUCAUCGCCAGCAAAUUCCCGAGCACCCGGCUGUGGUCCAGCUGGUGAUGAGAUGGGGGCCGGCCAGUCUGUGUGCUUCCCACCCAUCUCGGGACCCCACCACAUCGGCUGCACGGAUGUGAUGGAGGGUCACAGUCUUGAGGGGAGCCUCUUCCGACUCUUCUACCCUUGCCAAGCAUCCGAGAAGUGCGAGCAGCCCCUGUGGAUUCCCCGCUAUGAGUACAGCGUGGGCCUGGCUGAUUACCUGCAGUAUAACAAGCGCUGGAUGGGGUUGCUGUUCAACGUGGGUAUCGGAUCGUGUCGCUUGCCUGUCAGCUGGAACGGCCCCUUUAAGACAAAGGAAUCUGGAUACCCUUUGAUCAUCUUGUCCCACGGACUAGGAGGGUUCAGGGUGUCAUACUCGGCCUUCUGCAUGGAGCUGGCCUCCCGUGGCUUUGUGGUUGCUGCCGUAGAGCACAGGGACCAGUCAGCUGCGGCCACCUACUUCUGCAAGCAGACCUCACAAGAGAGCUCUCCCGCUGACUCUCUGGAGGAGGAGUGGAUCCCCUUCCGACGAAUCAAGGAAGGGGAGAAGGAGUUCCAUGUUAGGAAUCCCCAGGUGCACCAGCGGGCGAAAGAGUGUGUGCGCGUGCUGCGGAUCCUUCAGGACGUCUCUGCUGGGAAGACUGUCGUCAAUGUCUUCCCAGGCGGACUGGAUCUGAUGACCUUGAAGGGCAGCAUCGACAUGAGCCGCGUGGCUGUGAUGGGUCACUCCUUUGGAGGAGCUACGGCUGUUCUUGCUUUGACCCAAGAGGUCCAGUUUCGGUGUGCUAUAGCCCUGGACGCUUGGAUGUUCCCUCUGGAACGGGACUUUUACCCCAAAGCCCGAGGCCCUGUGUUCUUUAUCAACGUCGAGAAAUUCCAGACGGUAGAGAGCGUCAACUUGAUGAAGAAGAUAUGUGCCCAGCAUGAGCAGUCCAGGAUAGUGACUGUCCUAGGCGCUGUUCAUCGGAGUCAGACUGACUUUGCCUUUGUGACCGGCAACCUGAUUGUUAAAUUCUUUUCCGGUAACACUCGUGGGACCUUGGACCCUUAUGAAAGUCAGGAGGUCAUGGUGAAGGCCAUGUUGGCCUUCCUGCAGAAGCACCUUGACCUGAAGGAAGACUAUGAUCAAUGGAGCAGCUUCAUCGAAGGCGUCGGACCAUCGCUCAUCCAAGGGGCCCCACACUAUCUGUCUAGUCUAUAGGUCGCUUGAGCUGCGUUUCCUCUUAGGAGCUGCCCAAGGAUACUUGCAGUCUAUCAGCAGGACCCUUUUUCCCAGAUCGAGGAGAUGUAAUCAGAGAGCUGAUUGGGUAACUGGAUACUUGGCUCUUGGGAUUGUUGAUCUUUAGCGCACCUCAGAUCACUGGCUGAUUGGGAAGCGGAUUUUUUUGUUUUUCUUUUUAAGUCAAGGACCCAUGACCCAGACUGGCUCUGAACUUACUGCAUAUUGAGGAUGACCCUUCUGAAUGACAGACAUUACCACUAUACUUGGCUUGUAUUCAGUACUGGGAAUCAGACCUGAUGUGAGCCACUGUGCCUGAGUUAAAGACUAUGAAGUACUUAUAUGCUGAGGACCUGUUCUCAAUGACAGUCCCAGAUCCUGUUUGCCUUAAGUAAGAACAGUGUCUACCUUCUGGGCUGAGUUCUCUCUUGGCUCGGGCCAUUUCUACUGUUCUGGCCAUGCAGUUUACCAUGUGGAAUCCAUACCAAUAGGUGCCAUUCCAUCUGUGCCACCAUAACCACAUAGCCAGUCUUUUUGGCCCCAGGCAGAGCCCCAUGGAGCCUGGAUAUGACAACUUGACUUGGCUAGCCCACUCUCUCACCUUGGGCAAGUGUUGCCUCAUGAAGCCAAAGGCCAGAGGGAAACCUUAGGGCUUCCAGCCCUGCCUGGUGCUCUCCACCUGCCCCCCCCCCCUCCAGGGCAGUCUUCCCACCAUAUGAAAUACAGUAAUGGACACUCUGGACUGUCACACUUAGGAGCCCAUGUGGGGCAAACAGUAUUGUCCUCAGAACACAGACACCAAGGAGCCCCUCAGAAGCUCAGUGUCUUUGAGGUUUCACAAGUAUAUCUUGUCAGGAGACAUGCUGAGUAGGUUGCAAUGGACUGGAGGAGCUGAGCUGCCCUUUUCACGGGCCACAGAGGACACCGGGUUGGCCAGCUCAACUCCAGGUAUGUCCCUAGAGAGGGUCAGAGGUCAGCUUCGUCUUGCCUCUUACUCAAACCAGGAUGCUUUAGUUGUCUGCUUUGUUUUGUUUCUGUUUUGGGUUCCUUUUUUUUUGAGGCCAUCCCUCAACUUAAGUCAAGGAACCGAUCCAGUCUGCUUCAUCCUCUUUCAUCGCAUAUUGAUGCUCAUGCUGUGAUGCUCAUGCUGGCCUAACGGCAUGCUGGAGCUCCGUCUGUUUAAUGGACAUUAGAGUGAGUUGGAGAGCCACCUGGAAGUGACUUUUCUGAUUUCCUUUGUUUGCUAAUCACGUGUGCCCACACGGGAAUAAAAACAAACAAACCAAAGACUUCCCAGAGUUCCAAGCUCAGUGGGAAGGCCCACCGAGGACUGUGCCUCUGCCAUACAAGAUCUGCCACCUGAAUCCCAGAAGGGAAGAACUGCAGAGGGGCAAGUACAGCUCAGAAGCGUAUCUCUGCACGCUAGUCCAAGGUCAGGGCCACCAAAGCAUCCAGAGAGGUGCGCACACAUCAGGAGGCCCUCAGGCGUGGCUCUGCAGCUGCACAGCUGGGCUCAGCUCCAGCGCUGCUGUCUUCCCAACCUCAAUUCCCGCAUAUGUAAAAUGAGGGCCUGCGUUAGGAACGGUUGGAAUGAUUGAGUGGAGGGCUGGGUGACCCCUGGGUUAUUAAAUGUGCAUUUCCCACAUCCCACACGCGUGCUUUCUAAUCGUUUGAAUAUUAAAUGUUUCCGAGUCAGAAUGUCCCAUAUGAUCUCUACCCUUCAAGAUUUGUCGAAACCUGAUUGUUGGCCCACUCACUGGAUGAUUAAAAUGUCUA
Messenger RNA from Mus pahari (shrew mouse), 3354 nucleotides. RefSeq names its product platelet activating factor acetylhydrolase 2 (gene Pafah2). Gene Ontology annotation, molecular function: 1-alkyl-2-acetylglycerophosphocholine esterase activity. The coding region runs from base 388 to 1560 and encodes 390 amino acids. The record is from RefSeq and is a predicted model, not a curated record. The transcript is spliced from 11 exons. NCBI's taxonomy places the organism in Eukaryota, Metazoa, Chordata, Mammalia, Rodentia, Muridae.